AUGCAAGGGAGGGGAGUUUCAGGCUUAGUAUGCUUCUUUGAGGAAUAUGCAGCUGAUCAAAAGAUUCAAAGAAAGCUACUUGUGCAGCUGUACCAACCUCUCACAGGUUCCACUGCAGACUGCAAGCUGGACAUAGGCUUUGUGAACAACUCCAAUGCCAGUGAGGAUUCCAGCUGCCACUGGUCACAGAUCCUGGGCCUGGGAGAGCUGAAGAAUGACAUCUCAUAUGAUGUCCCAUCAAAGGCAUGGCUUGACCUGGGGAGGUACAUCAGAGAGGUUAUGACAGCCCAUGACUCCUGCAGUUCUGUGUUGGGUUUCACCCUCUGCAGAUCAAAGAUGAGGCUCUGA
This is a messenger RNA of Blastomyces dermatitidis ER-3, 348 nucleotides long. RefSeq lists its product as uncharacterized. The transcript has 2 exons. NCBI's taxonomy places the organism in Eukaryota, Fungi, Ascomycota, Eurotiomycetes, Onygenales, Ajellomycetaceae. Bases 1 to 348 code for a protein of 115 amino acids. The record is from RefSeq and is a predicted model, not a curated record.